Sinocyclocheilus grahami is the source of this 1695-nucleotide messenger RNA. It is a transcript of the gene atg7, whose product is annotated as ATG7 autophagy related 7 homolog (S. cerevisiae). Gene Ontology annotation, cellular component: cytoplasm; phagophore assembly site. The transcript is spliced from 11 exons. Gene Ontology annotation, biological process: C-terminal protein lipidation; protein modification by small protein conjugation; piecemeal microautophagy of the nucleus. The record is from RefSeq and is a predicted model, not a curated record. Lineage: Eukaryota; Metazoa; Chordata; Actinopteri; Cypriniformes; Cyprinidae. Bases 51 to 1256 code for a protein of 401 amino acids. Gene Ontology annotation, molecular function: Atg8 activating enzyme activity; Atg12 activating enzyme activity.
AUGCAGUAUGUCCAAAGAGUGUGGGUUGGGAGAAGAACGCUAAAGGUGCGAUGGGACCUCGAAGUGUCAAUCUCAGUGAAUGCAUGGACCCUAAAAGGCUUGCCGAGUCUUCUGUCGAUCUCAACCUGAAGCUGAUGCGUUGGAGGCUGGUCCCGUCUCUGGAUCUGGAUAAGGUCGUGUCCACAAGGUGUCUGUUGCUGGGAGCUGGGACUCUGGGCUGCAAUGUGGCAAGAACACUGAUGGGCUGGGGUGUGAGACACAUCACUUUCGUGGACAACGCGAAGAUCUCCUACUCGAACCCAGUGCGGCAGCCGCUCUACGAGUUUGAAGACUGUCUGAGUGGAGGGAAGGCUAAAGCUCUCGCCGCGGUGGACAGACUGAAGAAGAUCUUUCCUGGCGUGAAUGCAGAGGGCUACAACAUGAGCAUCCCAAUGCCAGGCCACCCAGUGAACUUCUCUGAGCUGACAAUGGCUCAAGCCCGGCAGGAUGUGGAACAGCUGGAGAAGCUUAUCUCUGAACACGAUGUGGUCUUCCUGUUGAUGGACACUCGUGAGAGCCGCUGGCUUCCGACCGUCAUCGCUGCUAGCCAGAGAAAGUUGAUAGUUAACGCUGCUCUGGGAUUCGACACGUUUGUGGUAAUGAGACACGGCCUUAAGAAACCCAAAGAGUCUCAGUCUGAAGAGUCCAGCCCCAUGUCUGCUUCCUCCAACUCCUCAUGUUCCUCCACACCAGCAGCCACCAUCACACCAGGAGCAUCUCUAUUCUCCAACAUACCUGGACAUCGUCUCGGCUGCUACUUCUGUAAUGACGUGGUCGCCCCUGGGGACUCUACCAGAGACAGAACUCUAGACCAGCAGUGUACUGUGAGCCGUCCCGGUCUGGCCAUGAUCGCUGGAGCCCUGGCCGUGGAGCUGAUGGUCUCUGUACUCCAGCACCCAGAGGGAGGUUAUGCUGUGGCCAGCAGCAGUGAUGACCGGAUGAAUGAACCCCCGACCUCGCUGGGUCUCGUCCCCCAUCAGAUUCGAGGAUUCCUGUCAAGAUUUGACAACGUUCUUCCUGCAAGUUUGGCGUUUGACAAAUGCACAGCAUGCUCACAGAUAGUUCUUGACAAUUACGAGCGAGAAGGUUUCCAGUUCCUCGCGAAGGUCUUUAACUCAUCCCAUUCCUUCCUGGAGGAUCUGACGGGCUUGACUUUACUCCAUCAGGAGACUCAGGCAGCUGAGAUCUGGGACAUGAGUGAUGACGAGAGCAUUUGAAGGCCUCUGGACCAAACCGCUGGAGACCCCAAAUGAAGCUCCUUUAACUGGCUGUGAUGUUCCUGUCAGCUCAUCUGUUCUCUUAUAUUCAUUUUCAGACACUGUUAACUGCAUACAGUGACCUCACUGCACUUGUUGAAAUACUUGUCUUAACCAUUCACGUAAAAUCUCAUUAUAGCUGUGUCAGGAAAGAUGGCAGAAUUAAAGCGAUGCAAAUAAUCCUGCUGUGAACUGCUCUGGUCUAGAUAUCCAGUCUAGUGUUGUUGUCUUAAAAGGAUAGUUCACCCAAAAAUGAAAAAAUGAGAUGUCAUAAUUGACGCACCCUCAUGUUGUUCCAAAACACAAACACACAUUGUUCAUAUUAGAAACACAAAAGUAGUAUUUUUUCCCCCCAUACUAUGGAAGUCGAUGGCUACCAGCAACUGUUUGGUUAUCAACA